CUUCAAAGGAUUGACGAAAUGCACGGGGUGCACAAACAAUCAAUUUAUCACCACGGUGACGCUGUUUACGUCGCUUUCGCAACUUCAUACUUUUCACAGCCUAGUAUAUUCUUAAUACAUUUAUCGUAAAGUUGAUGAACGGAGCGAUAUGGAGCCUCAGGAUCUUGAAACGAUUGGAAUGAUCACGUUUGACGGUAUAACGAAGAACUCUCUGCAAUUGCAUCCGGAUGAGAAGCACCUUCUCUAUCCGAUGGGCUACAAGGUCGUCAUAAGGAACAUCGAAACUGGCGAGCAACGAUUUCUCAGCGGUCACACAAAUAAUGUCUCGACAUUGUGUGUCUCUCCGUGCGGUGAAUACGUCGCUUCCGGACAGAACAAUCAUCUCGGUUUCAAGGCCAUGGUGAUUGUGUGGAAUUACAUGGAAGGCACGAUGAAAGGCAGUUACGAGACGCACAAGGUCGGCAUCGUGGACCUAUGUUUUACUUGUAAUAGCGACUUCCUCGUGAGUCUCGGUGGCAGAGACGACGGCAACGUAAUUAUCUGGGACGUCGAAAAGAAUUCUUUAAUUUGCGGUUCAUUCGCCAGCAACGAUACGAGCGGUAACGCAUAUAGUAUUACGAGAGCGCAUCUUCACGGCGAGUGCUUCGUUAGCGCGGGCGACAGGACGCUGAAGAUCUGGUGGAUCGAGGCGGAGAAGCGUCGAGUGCACAAUCUCGACGUGGAAGUGGGCAAAUUGAAGCGUCUCAUCAACUGCAUAGCCGUAGACGAAAAGGACGAGAUCGUCUACUGCGGCACUUCUUCCGGCGAUAUCAUUAAAGCAAGGUUAAAUUUGCGUGACAAUCUGCAAUGCGGAGAACCGGCGUGUUUGCCGGUGAUGAUCGGCUGCUACUCGAAGAUAACGCGCGACCCGAGGAAGAUGAAGAUGGGCGAGGGCGAUCUGUACGCAGGCGGAGUGAAGAGCCUGCUGCUUCUGAAGGAUGGAAAACUGGUAGUCGGUACUGGUGACGGUACCAUCGAGUUGAUCCAAAUAAUAAGCAGGAAAGAGAGCCGAACGCACAAGCAGCCGUCGAAGUUUCCCAAUACACCGCAGAUACUCACUCAUCAAAAAGAAAACGUGUGUAGCGCUAUAACAUCCAUGGUUCUCCAUUUAAACGAAUUCGUUCUGGUUGGGACAUCCUGGUGCGAGAUCUAUCAAAUAAAGCUGUCAAAUUUCACAGAUAUGCGUCUGCUCGUCACGUGUCACACCAGCUGCAUAUAUAGCAUCGCGUUUCCACGCAAUCAUUCGGAGGUAUUCGCAACAGGCAGCAAGAACGACAUCAGGUUGUGGCUACUGGAAAAGCAGAAGGAGAGAGUUCGUGUCACCGUAGCGAAUUUCAUUUGCUCCAGUCUACAGUUCGCACGUGAUGAUCAAAUGCUGCUUUCUGCCUGGAACGACGGCAUAAUAAGAGCGUUCUCGUCGCACAACGGGGACUUAUUUUUUUCUAUUCAUAACGCUCAUACGAAAGCCAUAUCGACGAUUGCCAUCACGAGCGACGAUACUACGCUGAUUAGCGGCGGCUGCGACGGCCAGGUGCGUAUAUGGGACAUAAAAACUGACGUGCGGCAAUUGAUUAAUAUACUGAAGGAACAUCGGGGUCCGAUAACGUCUUUGCAUAUCUCAAGCAACAACGAGGAUCUGAUAAGUUCGAGUACGGAUGGCACGUGCGUUGUUUGGGACAUAAUACGCUGCACCAGGAAACACAUUCUCAUAGGAAACACGAUGUUUAUGAUGGCACAAUUUACGCCCGACGGCAUUCAGAUCUUGACAUGCGGCACUGAUCGGGAGACUCUGGACGGUUCGUUAGUACGGGAGAUCGAAGGCUCGAGCGCCGGAACGAUGAAUUGCGUAGACAUCAGUUUGGAUGGUCGAUGCUUCGUUACUGGUUCCAAUGAUUGCACCAUCAAAAUCUGGGAGUAUAAUAGCGCGGAUCUCACCCACGUUGGUACUUCCCACGCCGCGAUAAUCACCGCGUGUAAGUUCAGUACGGACGGCAAGCAUAUAGUAACAGCAAGCGCUGAUGGAUCAAUUAUAAUAUGGAAACGUCCAUCCGAGGUCUUAAAGGAUUCCAAGAGCGUGCCAGUUCAAGAGGAUGAAUCAGAAAGAGCCGCUAGCUCGACACGUAGCGUGCCCAAUGAGGAUGCGGACAAAUUAUCUUCGCGAAAAGCAGAGGCUGAUGGAAGUGUCGUGAUGGAUCAGACUGCACGAUCCUCUAAAAAAUCUAGUUCAUCAUGUACAAGUAAUCAGAAACCGCCGUCAGUUGCUUCUGAUCGAAGUAAAGGUUCCAAAAAAGAAACGCGCGAAGAAAGAACACCCGUUUGCAAAUGUACAUCGCGAGUCUCGGCAAGCUCCAAAUCAAGUGCAAGCAUACCGAAUCAAUGCCGAUGUAAGGACACAAAGAGUGAUAGAUCAUCUAGCAAAAUAAGGACGAUGGAAAAAUCGAAAGAAUCUUCAGAUUCAUGCAGCAAAAGAUCCAUUACGUAAUAAUAAAAGACAUAAUGCACAAUUAUUUCGUGACAAAUCGAUUAAUUUAUAUACUCGGGGUUUCGAUAUUACUAUAUUAAAAAAUGAAUGCGUACAAUAAAACUGUGCAGCAUUUUUCUACCUUCCUAACAUAAAUACGUAAUUCCAGCAAGAGAAUUCUUUUACAAAACAACGGUAAAAACCGGAUAUCAUAAUUAUAAUCAUAAUUAUAUUAUACAUAAGUAAAAAUUAUAUAAUAAAUAGAAAACUAGAAUU
Molecule: messenger RNA, 2776 nt
Organism: Mycetomoellerius zeteki
Lineage: Eukaryota; Metazoa; Arthropoda; Insecta; Hymenoptera; Formicidae
Product: cilia- and flagella-associated protein 52
Molecular function (GO): protein binding
Source: RefSeq, a predicted model, not a curated record